Molecule: messenger RNA, 1772 nt
Organism: Tachyglossus aculeatus (Australian echidna)
Lineage: Eukaryota; Metazoa; Chordata; Mammalia; Monotremata; Tachyglossidae
Gene: RMDN3
Product: regulator of microtubule dynamics 3
Cellular component (GO): mitotic spindle pole; spindle microtubule; cytoplasm
Molecular function (GO): microtubule binding
Source: RefSeq, a predicted model, not a curated record
CCUUGUCCCUGCCCCGAGGGCUGCCGGGAGGCGGAGGGCCUGCGCCUCGGCCUGCAGCAGCACGUCCCCAAGUCCAGGAUGGGGGUCCUGGUCGGUGCCCGCGGAGUGGUCGGGCUACUGCUUGGCACCGCCACGGGCCUGGGACUCCUCUGUGCCCUCUACAUCCACCGGAGGCGACGGCCCCGGGCCCUCGUCGGGAGCCAGGGCUUGCCCAACUCCCUGGGCUACACCCGGACCUCAGAAUCCCACCUGCACGCGGCGGCGGCGCGGCCCCCGGGGGAGGCGGGCGACGCGGUGGCGCUGCCCGGCCCCCCCGGGGCGAGGCCGGACCUGCUGCUGGACCACCUGGACCUGGUGGUGAGCGGCCUGAGCGAGCUGCGGCGGGAGGUGGAGGAGCUGCGCGGCAGCCUGCCGAGCCUGGCCCAGGAGAUCGUGGGCCAAGUCAGGUCCCACCUGGAAGGCCAGAGAGGCACUCGACGGCGGCGCUUCCUCUACCACCGCGAGCGGAGCGACUCCACGGGCUCCAGCUCCAUCUACUUCACUGCCAGCUCCGGCGGGGCCCUGACCGACGGCGAGAGCGAGGGCGGCUACACCACGGCCAACGCGGAGUCCGAUUACGAGGGCGGCCAGACGGACGGAGACAGCGAGGACGGCGGCGAGGCGGCGGGCGAGGCCGGCGGCGAGGAGGCCGGGGACCAGCUGGAGCCGGCGGCGGGGGGCGAGGAGCUGGGCCCGCUCCUGCAGCGGGCGGAUGACCUGCACCGGGGCGGCGAGCAGGACAAGAGGGACGCCUUCCAGCUGCUGCUCAACAACAAGCCCGUGUACGGCGACCGGCAGGACUUUCUGUGGCGCCUCGCCCGGGCCUACAGCGACAUGUAUGAGCUGACUGAAGAGGCGGAUGAGAAGAAAUCGUACGCGGUGGGCGGGAAGGAAGAGGCCGAGGCCGCCCUGCAGCUGGGGGACGAGAGCCCCGAGUGUCACCAGUGGUACGCGGUUCUGGGCAGCCAGGUGGGUGAGCACGAGGGCAUCCAGAAGCGCAUCCAGAGCGGCUUUGUGUUCAAGGAACACGUGGACCGAGCCAUCUCCCUGCAGCCGGACAACCCCAGGACCCACUUCCUCCUGGGCCGAUGGUGUUACCAGGUGGCCCACCUGACCUGGCUGGAAAGGAAGACCGUGUCAGCCCUGUACGACAGCCCCCCGAGCGCCUCCGUCCACGAUGCCCUGCGGAGCUUCCUGAAGGUGGAAGAGUUGAAGCCGGGCUUUUCCAAAGCGGGACGGGUGUACAUCUCCAAGUGCUACAAGGAGCUGGGGAAUAACACAAUGGCCACUCAGUGGCUGAAACAGGCCCUGGAGCUGCCGGACGUCACCAAAGAGGACUCGGCUUGCCACGAGGACCUGGAGGACCUGCAGGCCACGCUCAUCUAUUAAGCACAUUCCCGGCAGGAACGAGGCGGCGGGCAGAGAGCCCGGGAACGACCCGCCGCCCCCAUCCCCUUCCAGGCCGCCGGCCCGGCCAAGCCAGCUGAUCCUCCCUGCCCCGGGGGGAGGUGAGUGGGGGCCGCGCUGCAGGGGAGGAGGAGGAGGAAGGACUUCCCCCAUCUUGGGGUCUGAACCAACAACCGGUCCUUGCUCCUUUACCCCUUUCACCGGCGUGUCCCAGACAGUGUGAAGGCCCCUCUGGCUCCCGGGGGGAAGGGGGUGACCGGCGUGGAGGAGGCUGCCGUCCUCAGCCCCGGGGCGGAAACCUGGAAUAAAGUAAGGUGAAGGACCAA